Molecule: messenger RNA, 2190 nt
Organism: Helobdella robusta
Lineage: Eukaryota; Metazoa; Annelida; Clitellata; Rhynchobdellida; Glossiphoniidae
Exons: 14
Coding region: 1-2190 (729 amino acids)
Biological process (GO): cell-matrix adhesion; integrin-mediated signaling pathway
Cellular component (GO): cell-substrate junction
Molecular function (GO): integrin binding
Source: RefSeq, a predicted model, not a curated record
AUGGCUUCCCCGUUAGCAGACGGUUCUUGGAACUUGACAGUUGAGGUUGAGGAACUCCAGACAGAGAGGGUGGUUCGCGUGAAAGGUGAGACGCACAUCGGGGGACUCAUGCUCAAGCUCGUCGAAAGUCUGAACAUACAGAAAGAUUGGUCAGAUCAUGGCCUGUUCUGGCCGGAGAAGAAUGUGUGGCUACUGCGAACCAAAUGUACCCUCGAUCAACUCGGGGUCACGUCCACUUCGACCUUGACCUUCACCCCCAUGCACAAGGUCAUAACUUUGGUGCUGCCUGACCUUCGAGAGAUGGCAUGCGUUUCUGUGGACUUCUCAGUCAACGUUUUCUCCGUUGUUGCCAAACUGUGCAAGGAUUUAGGCAUCAGACACUCGGAAGAACUCUCCCUCACCCAGAAACUCUCUCCCGAUGAACUGCGAAAGAACAAGGGCAUCUCGGCCACCAGGAGGUCCCAGCUAAGUGGGCCACAUACCCCCUACGGCCUCACCUCACCCUUUGACACGUCAACUCUUGGCAGCCCCAACAGACACCUUAGCAGUGGCACGCCGCAGAGCACACUCGGCAGGCGAUCCCUCCAAUCCGGCAACCCCAUGACACCGACCCUCAACUCCAGCACCCCCACAACCCUUUCCCGACAGUCACCCGGCUACUCUCCCUACAACCCAGAAAGCUUGAACUUUGACCCCGACAGCAGUUUCGCCAUCACCAUGCCAACCUCUAUAGAUGCCGUCAAAAGUUACCUCUACUAUCCCAAGAGUUACGCCGAGAAGGCAAGGAUUAAUGCUGGUUGGCUGGAUUCCUCACGCUCCCUCUUGGAGCAGGGCAUCAAGGAAUGUGACAUGCUCUUCCUCAAGUUCAAGUUCUUCUCCUUCUAUGACCUUAAUCUCAAGUACGAUGCGGUGAGGAUCAACCAGAUAUACGAGCAGGCCAAGUGGUCAGUCUUAUCCGAGGAGGUUGAUUGUACAGAGGAAGAGAUGAUUACCUUAGCUGCCAUACAGCUGCAGGUCACCCACCAAAGCACUCUUCCCCAGCCCUCUUUCGACCAGACGGAAGGAAAUCAGACAGACGACGAGAUAGACGCUGCCCUCAACGACCUACAGACGACCUUGGAAGGUUCGAACUUGAAUUCUGUCGACAAGGUCAACGGAGACAAUGGCGUCAUGGAUGACAUCACUGAGACUCCAGAACUGAGGGAAGAUAUGAGGUUUUAUAAGCCGAAGAAAUUUGGCCUGAAGACUUCUAAAAAGUACCACUUCACCUUCAAGGAAACCACCCUGACCAUUUCCAAGUUAUCAUCGUCGUCAUCGUCAUCAUCAUCAUAUCAUCAUCACCAUGGCAAUAAACACUCUCAUAACAACGGCAACCACAACGGUGCCAUCUACAGCAUCGAUUUGAAAGGUUGUGAGGUGAGUGCAGAUGUGAACGUAUCGACGCAGAAGUUCGUCAUCAAGUUGCUCGUCCCCUCUGAGAAAGGUGCUUCGGAGUUCUGUAUCAAGCCGGAGAGGGAGGAUCAGUACGCCAGGUGGAUGGCAGCCUUCAAACUGGCCACCAGGGGCCACACGAUGGCCGACAGCUCAUACGCCUCUGAAGUUAGGGCCAUCGAAUCCUUUCUGCGGAUUCACCACCCUUCGCCCAACCCCUCCCCACAGGCCAAGGUCAAGGACAUUUUGAAGGGCACCUCCUUCGAGGUCGAGUCGUACGUUGCUCCGAGGUUCCUUAGCAAGAUUAAGGGCACUAAUCAGAUCGUGCAACGCAUAAUAGACGCCCAGAUGAAUGUGGGCCACCUCAACAUGUUGGAAUCGAAGCUGCAGUACAUGAAGCUGUGGCAGGCGCUUCCAGAGUACGGCCUCACCUACUUCAUCGUCAAGCUGAAGGGCGCCAAGAAAGAGGAACUGCUUGCCAUCAGUCCCAGCCGCCUCAUCCUGAUGGACCUCUCCCGCGGUGACACCCUCAAGUCCUGGACCUUCCAGACCAUGAAAUCCUGGAAUGUGAACUGGGAGAUCAAGCAAGUACAGGUGUGUUUCGAAGAGGAGGACCUGAUCUUCCAGUGUCUGACAGCGGACUGCAAGGUGGUGCACGAGUUCAUCGGCGGUUACAUCUUCCUCUGCAUGAGGUCCAUGGAAAAUUCACACAACCUCGACCAGGACAUGUUCCAUAAACUGACCAGUGGCUGGGAGUGA